AUGGCUGCUAUCGUCGACAAUCCUUCCAACUCAAUUGCCCUAAACGGCCCUAGUGGUGAUGCCGAGGGCUUCCCUACUGAUGGCACUGGUGUGGUAAAGCUCGACCCCUGGCUGUCGCCAUUUCAGGAUUCCCUCAAGAGGCGCUAUGCGCGCGCCCAGGAUUGGAUUCAGAAGAUCAACGAGACUGAGGGUGGCCUCGAAAAGUUCUCCAAGGGCACCUCGCUCUUCGGUUUCAAUGUCGACCACGACAACAACAUCGUUUACAGAGAAUGGGCUCCCAACGCUACCCAGGCCUUCUUGAUUGGCGACUUCAACAAUUGGGACAGAAACUCUCAUGAGAUGAAGAAGAAUAACUUUGGAGUCUUCGAGAUCACCCUCCCCGCCGUCAAUGGCCAAGCUGCGAUCCCGCACAACUCCAAGGUCAAGAUCUCCUUGCAACUCCCCAAUGGCGAACGCGUCGACCGCCUGCCUGCAUGGAUCAAGUACGUGACGCAAGACUUGUCCAUCUCCCCCGCGUACGAAGCCCGAUUUUGGAACCCGCCUGCGUCCGAGAAGUACGAGUUCAAGCACCCGAGACCACCGAAGCCUCGGAGCGCUCGCGUGUACGAGGCUCACGUGGGAAUCUCCUCGCCCGAGUUGCGAGUUGCGACUUACAAGGAGUUCACGAAGAAUAUGCUGCCUAGGAUCAGAGACCUCGGCUACAAUGUCAUCCAGCUCAUGGCUGUCAUGGAACAUGCCUACUAUGCCAGUUUUGGCUACCAAAUCAACAACUUCUUUGCUGCCAGCAGUCACCUUAAGGAGCUGGUUGAUACAGCCCACAGCAUGGGUAUUACCAUGCUUCUGGAUGUUGUUCACAGCCACGCCUCCAAGAACGUCCUGGACGGCCUGAACGAGUUUGAUGGUACGGACCAUCAGUACUUCCACGAGGGAGCUCGCGGCCGCCAUGAGCUGUGGGACAGCAGACUGUUCAACUACGGCCACCACGAGGUCAUGAGAUUCUUGCUCAGCAACUUGCGGUUCUGGAUGGACGAAUACCACUUCGAUGGCUUUCGUUUCGAUGGUGUGACAAGCAUGUUGUAUCUGCACCAUGGUAUUGGAACUGGCUUUUCAGGAGGCUAUCACGAGUACUUUGGUCCCGAUGCGGACGAAGAGGCUAUCGCGUACCUCAUGAUCGCCAACGAGCUAUUACACUCACUGUACCCAGAGGUUAUCACAAUUGCCGAGGAUGUGUCUGGUAUGCCAGCUUUGUGUCUGCCGCUUUCCAUUGGCGGUCUUGGCUUCGAUUAUCGCCUUGCCAUGGCCGUUCCUGAUAUGUGGAUCAAGAUCCUUAAGGAGAAGAAAGACGAAGAAUGGGAUAUCGGCAAUAUUUGCUUCACCCUGACGAACCGAAGACAUGGUGAGAAGACUAUCGCGUAUGCGGAAAGUCACGACCAGGCGUAG
Molecule: messenger RNA, 1440 nt
Organism: Colletotrichum spaethianum
Lineage: Eukaryota; Fungi; Ascomycota; Sordariomycetes; Glomerellales; Glomerellaceae
Product: 1,4-alpha-glucan-branching enzyme
Exons: 7
Coding region: 1-1440 (479 amino acids)
Biological process (GO): glycogen biosynthetic process
Cellular component (GO): cytoplasm
Molecular function (GO): hydrolase activity, hydrolyzing O-glycosyl compounds; 1,4-alpha-glucan branching enzyme activity
Source: RefSeq, a predicted model, not a curated record